Solanum lycopersicum (tomato) is the source of this 1055-nucleotide messenger RNA. Lineage: Eukaryota; Viridiplantae; Streptophyta; Magnoliopsida; Solanales; Solanaceae. The record is from RefSeq and is a predicted model, not a curated record.
CUUUAUCUCUUCUCUUACAAUUUUCUUCAGUUUGUUGGAUGGACCUUAGCCCUUUUUAGAAUUUUGAGCAAUUUUAUUUCCACCAAGUCUGUCACUGAGGCUUAUGCUUCUGCUGGUGAACUAAUUUGUUUGCUGCAAUGUUGUGCAUUCUUGGAAGUUAUACAUGGGGCUAUUGGGAUUGUUCCUAGUGGGAUAGUGCUUCCUCUGAUGCAAUGGAGUGGAAGAACUCAUUUUUUGCUAGCAAUUGUUCGUCAAAUUGUUGAGGUUUUGUAUCUUUCGUAUCAAAUCACACUUAUGUUUAUGCAUUAGCUACUCAAAUAUGAUAUGCUAUGUUGCUCUAACUCCAUGAAAACGUUGUUGCACCCAUGUCAGAUACUCCAAAAUGCACUACUUUUGGAGGAUCCGGCUCGCAUCUGGUGAUAUUUUUGAAGAGUCCGAGCGACAUAGAGUACUUGCUCUUUUUACAUAGUAUUGUCGCGGGGUUAAUUAUUGGUGACAAUAACAUGAUUUAUGGAAAUUUAGUCCAGGACUCGCCUUCAGUGUUCAUAACGUUUUCCUCUUGGAGCUUAAGUGAGGUGAUCAGAUACUCGCACUAUGCUUUGAGUUGCAUUGGCAGUCCACCGUACUUGAUCACAUACCUCAGGUACACUGCUUUCAUUCUACUGUAUCCCGUUGGAGUCGGACCUGGUGAAAUAUGGCUUAUGUACCAGGCACUUGCGUUCAUUAAAACGAGAAAUCUGUAUGCAGAUACUCUUCCUUUCAGUUAUUAUAACUUUGUCAAGGUUCUGCUUCUGUUAUACCCUCUUCUAUGGUUCAAACUUUAUCUGCACUUGUUCAAGCAACGCCGAUCAAAGCUGGGUAAAUAUCACAAGACAAAGAAGACAUGAGAGUCCAUGAAAUUAAUCUUAAAUAAAUUAAAAGUCUCUUGGAUUAUUUUAUUUCACAUUUUGUUAUGGAUAUUAAUCAGUUAUUUUAUUCCAUUAUAUGUACUAAAAUGAUGGAUUACAUGUCCAAUAUAAAAGGCAAGUAAGCUAAUCACAUGAAAUAUCCUUGUC